GUCAGUGAGCUAACCAGAGAGAGAGGAACUAAAAGAUGGCUCACCAUCCCAAUGCCCUUCUUGGAUCCUUGUUCAUCACCAUUCUAAUAGCAUGCGGGGCUAAGUUAUAUGCAAGUGCAAAGACCUUCACCAUAGUAAAUGAGUGCAAGGAGACAAUAUGGCCUGGCAUAACACACAGUGAAAACUUCACUGGCAGUGGUUUUACAUUGAAGCAAGGCCAGUCUACAGUUUAUACCGCUCCAGCUGACUGGAACGGUCGAAUAUGGGCUCGAACUGGCUGCAGUUUUGACCAGAAUGGCAAUGGCAAAUGCCAAACAGGUAGCUGCGGCACUACCAUCAACUGUACAGGCCCCGGCAGCCCACCUGCCUCAAUUGCCGAAUUUACACUCGGCCAGGAUAUUGAUUACUAUGAUGUUAGCCUGGUGGAUGGCUUUAAUUUGCCUGUAAUUGUUAAACCUACUAACAAUGGUAAAGGCAAUUGCAGCACUGCUGGUUGUGAUAGAGACUUGAGGCAGAGCUGCCCGUCAGAGCUCGCGGCUAAGGCCGAAGGAAAAGUCAUUGCUUGCCGGAGUGCGUGCAACGUGUUCAACACCGACGAAUACUGCUGUAGAGGGACAUUUGGAAACCCUCAGACGUGUCUACCUACUAAUUAUUCAAGGAGUUUUAAACAAGCUUGCCCUGCAGCAUAUAGUUUUGCAUAUGAUGACCGUACCAGUAUUAUAACAUGCUCUGGUGCAGACUUCAUUGUCACCUUCUGCGCAUCAAGGAACCAAACGGUGUGCUCUUAUCAUGAUAAGCAGCAUGUUUGCAAUGGAUCAAAGGAAUUAAAAGCACUCUCUCAAAGAUGGUGGUCAUUGAUACUCGCAUUCCCCUUGAUUCUCAGUUUCCAGUCUAUGUUUUAGCAGAUUCUUCACAGUUCGUACUUUGUAGCUGUAUUUAUUUCAUAUUAUUUACUCCGG
Prunus avium (sweet cherry) is the source of this 959-nucleotide messenger RNA. Its product is annotated as pathogenesis-related thaumatin-like protein 3.5. The record is from RefSeq and is a predicted model, not a curated record. Lineage: Eukaryota; Viridiplantae; Streptophyta; Magnoliopsida; Rosales; Rosaceae.